AAGAAAACAAAAAGUUUAGAGAGAUGGCUCAAGAAAAGUUAGCUGAUUCCUAUGAAAUUAAGGAGCUUCACGGAAUUAGUCCUAGGGUUCGUAUAGUAGGUUUUAGGGAAAAUUAUAAUAAUGACGAAUUUCUUAAUUUAAUUAAACAAAUAAAUAAAGAUGUAUUUUUUUCUGAAUCCAUAUGUAAUGUUUUUAAAAUAUGUACGACAAAAAAAAGUGACAAGGUAUUUCAGGCUGUUGUUCAAUUAGAUAGAGCGACAUAUGAUAGGAUCAUAAAGGUGGGCACUGUUUUUGUGGGAUAUGAUGCGUGCUCUGUAUUUGAUGGUGUUGAAGUAAAUCGCUGCUUUAACUGCAAUGAAUUUAACCAUUCUUCAAAAAAUUGCAUUAAAACUCAAAUUUGUCCCAGAUGUAGUGAAAAUCACUCAGUAAAAGAAUGCAAAUCUUCCACAUUAAAAUGUUCUAAUUGUAUUAAUCAUAAUUCUCAUAAUCGUGGCAACACUGUCAAAUCGGAUCAUGCUGCUUGGGAUAUAUCGGUAUGUUCGGUUUUCAAGAAUGCGUGUGCAAAACUACGGGCAAAUAUUCUCGGCCAAUAGCAAUUAAUUGAUAAUUUCAUAGGUCAAGGUGCUGCUUCUGUACCUGCCCAUCUAACGAUUUUGAACUAUGCUCCUGCAUUGACCCCGCCCGUAUUGAUGGCGCCUACUGCGAGCAACCAAAAUUAUUAUACUGCACCGAGUACCGGACUUAGUAAGCGCUUUUUGAUCUAUUAUCAGAACGUACGUGGCUUGAGAACAAAGACUGCAGAUUUAUUAAAUAGCACCUCUGCGUGUUGGUAUGAUCUAAUGGCGCUUACUGAGACAUGGCUCGAUUCGUCAAUAUCUGAUGGUGAGGUGGUUGCGGCUGUGUACAAUGUCUUUCGAGCCGAUAGAGAUUUUCUAAAUACGGGAAAAUCACGAGGUGGGGGCUGUCUGAUAGCCGUUAAUAAAAAGUUUAAUGCUUUUAAAAUAGAUGUAAAUCAAAGUGUUGAUCUUGAACCCGGUAUAGAUAUUGUUGGUGUUAAGAUUGUAUUAGAUUUCUCGUCAAUUUUAGUUUUUGCUGUAUAUCUUCCUCCUCCAGUAUCUCCUGAAACUUUGGAAAAUCUGUUUGAGUGUCUAACAUCCCUUGACUGCAUUUUUGGUAAUAAUAUUUGCAUAUUGGGUGAUUUUAAUCUACCUAAUUACGUUAACUGUAACAAUUCUCAAGAUAAGCAUAUUUUAAUACUGCAAAACUUUAUAACUUUUCUUAAUUGCAAUCAAAGCAACUCUAUACAAAAUUCAAAUAACAGAAUUCUUGAUUUGGUCAUAAACAAUAAUGAAAAUUGCAUAGUGGAUAAAUCUUUGGAUCCGUUGUUAACCGAAGAUACUCACCAUCCUGCUCUUGAUAUUUCGUUAAAAUAUUGCCACUCUAUGAAUUUUAAGCGUAAGACACUUUUUAACCUACAAAAUGCAUUUAACUUUAAAAAAGCUAAUUUUCCUAAUUUAUAUGAUGCCUUUUCAAAAACUGAUUGGUCAUUUAUGGAAGCUACGGUUUCUGUGGAGCAUCAGUUUAAGGUCUUUUAUGAUUUAAUAUUAAAGGAAUUGGACAGUUUUGUACCAAAAUAUCCUAAUAUACCUAGGAGAAAUUUUCCACCUUGGUUCACAAAUAGUAUUAUAAGGGAUAUAAAGCUUAAGAGUUUUCAUUACAACAAAUUUAAAAAAUAUGGAAGAACCGAUGAUAUAAACACGUUUAAAUUGUUACGCAAUAAAUCUAAAAGAGAUAUAUCUAAAUCUUACUAUCAAUACGUUUCAAAUGUGGAAAGCAGUAUCAUAAAUAAUCCUAACAAAUUUUGGAGUUUUAUAAAGAAUAAAAAAAAUACAAGAGAUAUUCCUAAAGAUAUGUUUUACAAGGACACUCCUAUAAAGGGCACCCUUGAAAUAGUUAAUUCCUUCGCUGACUACUUUAAACGAUCUUUUUUAAAUAAUAAUUUACACCCUAAUUCUCAUCAUACCCCAAAUAACUCUCUUAAUAUAAAUAUUUCUUGUUUUUCAGAACGCGAAGUACUCAAUGCUUUAAACAAAUUAAAACCUAAAUUUACAACAGGACCGGAUCUUAUUCCUGCAUUUAUUAUUAAGGACUGUAGGCAUAUACUUGUAAAGCCUUUACUUGUUUUGUUUAACAACUGUCUUUUAUCGGGGUCUAUUCCCGCAUUAUGGAAAGUUUCCAAGGUUUGUCCUGUAUUUAAAAAAGCACGGAUUUUUUAAAGGAAGGUCUACGAGCACAAACCUUUUGCUUAUAACUCAGAAUAUUGCUGAGGCAGUUGAUAAUGGGGAACAGAUGGAUGUUAUAUACCUGGAUUUUAGCAAGGCUUUCGAUUAAUUGAAUCAUAGUUUAAUUGUUGAUAAGC
Messenger RNA from Anthonomus grandis grandis, 2419 nucleotides. RefSeq lists its product as uncharacterized. Bases 690 to 2276 code for a protein of 528 amino acids. Lineage: Eukaryota; Metazoa; Arthropoda; Insecta; Coleoptera; Curculionidae. The transcript is spliced from 2 exons. The record is from RefSeq and is a predicted model, not a curated record.